CCCAGGGUGCUUUGCAAAGGAGCGUUGCUGGGGGAACGACUCCCGGGAAAGCUGACGCCGCAACUCUCGCGGGAGAACGGGCGGCCUCAGCAAGCACGUCUCUCGCGAGAACUGUGCGCGGCACUCGCGAUGGCGGCGGGUUCGGGGCUGUUCGAGCUGGAAGUGUUGAUGGAGGCGGUGUGGGUGGUGGCGCCGCCGGGCCCCGUGGUGUGCCCGGCCGUAACGCUGCGCCUCUUGGACUUCCCCACCCUCCUGCUGCGCCCCGCCGCCUCCGCGCCGCCCCUGCGCCCGGGGCGGGCCUUCCCCUUCGGCCGCGGCAAGCGCUGCCUCUUCCGCUGGUGCCGGGGCUCGCUCUGCGCCGCGCUCCGCCGCCGGCCGCUCCGCGUCUUGCUCCUGGCGCUGCCCGCCGGGCUCGGCCCGGGGCCCUCCCGCCUCCUCGGCAGCUGUGGUGUCUCCCUGGCCCCCGCCGCCGCCGAGGUGCUGCAGCGGCCCGGGGCGCCUGCUUCCUGCUGUCGCCGCGGGCGCUUCCCUUUGCGGGACGCUGCGGGCCGCCCCGUCGGGGAACUGGUACUGAGCUACCGGCUCAGCAGCCUGGAGGCCGGUGAGCAGCCGUCCCCGCCGAGCCCCGUUAGCCCCCGCGCUGCCACGCCGCCUGCCACCUCCCCUGAGCUGGGGAGCGAGGAAGAGGAGGGCGAGGAGCUGGUGGGCAACAUCUUUUGCCCUCCCAUGCUCUAUUACAGCCAUGAGCCUGCUGAGCCAGAUCUGCCGCCAGCAGCAGCGGCUGCAGGGCAGUGGGAACGUGUCGAGGCCUGGGGACCGCAGGAGAAAGGCAAGGACCAGAGCCCCCCACGUCCCAGUGCUGGACCCUCAUUGCUGCACCCAGCCAGCCCUCCACAGCUCUGCAGUGUCCUGGGGCAGCUGCCGGUACUUAGUGCCUUGCUAGCAGAGCUGUCAGUGCUCACCCACAGUGCUGUGCCUGGUGCUGUGCAUCCCCCGCUUGCCUGGCUCUACCGGGCUCCAGGAAGCAAUGGCAUGGCCUCACAGGCUCCCAACCCCAGCCAUUCCUCUGGUCUCAAGCCUGCAGAGGCACCUGUGGGGCCUGAUGAGAGCACUGGAGCUACCAGCCCUCAACUCAAGCAAGGCCAUCAAGAGGCCAUCUCUGCAGCAUCUUCUCAGGCUGGGAGAGGAUCUAUGAAAGCUGUACCCCAGGUAGAGAUGGGCUCUGAAAGGAACUGCGGAACUAAGGAAAACAGACCUCCCAGAAAGAAAUUGUUGUAUGGGCUGACAAAUACACUGAGGCUACGGCUGCAGAAAACCAACCCUGAUAAACUGGUAAUUCAUGAAAGGAGAGAGCAGUACAGAAAAAAGCAAAUAGAGAUGAUGAAGGAGAGAAGCCCUUUAUCCAAAAGAAAGCUGCUCAGAAGUGCUGGAGAACAGCAUGUGAUUUCUUACAGGUGUUGUAGCAAGGGAGACGGUUCAAAGCGGAAUAAUCAGUUCGAUAAAGCUAUUCAGACUUCAUUAGAAAACAGUGCUCUCCCAGAGUCUGUUUCUGUGACACAAGAUGUGUCCCCUGACCUGCAGAAACAAGCCACUGCAAGUCCACUGAAGAGUGAUGAAAUUGCAAGCAAGGAACAUCCAUGCAAAAUAUCUACGCCCCCCUUACUGGAGGAAACUCUAUUAAAAUCUGCCAAGAAGGAAACGCAUGCAAAAUCUGAACUCCCAGCAGCUUUCCCAUCAGAUGCUAAUGCAAAGAAGAGUAAUGGGGAGGGAAUACACUUCAUCCAUCCUAAAACAACGGAGCAUGAUAAUGUAUCUGUUAUAAGUGAUCAUAAACCAGGCCCCAGCAGGAGUGCUGAAGACAGCUCUGAAUUUAUUUACUCAGAUGACUUUGUUACUAGUCCUGAGAACACAGUUUAUUCAGAAGAUUUCACCAGUGCUGAGUAUACAGACAGAGGCUCAGAAGCUCUUGACAGUAAUCCUGAACCUCUGUGGCUUGAAAGCCCAAAGCAAGGUUGCUCAGACACAGAGGUGGAAUCCAGCAGGUCCAGAAUUUCAAAGACAAGUCAAAGAGCUGAAAGUCCUUCAGAGCUUCUGCCGGUUCCUUCAGCUUUAUCUCCAGUCCAGUCUUUGAAGAGAAACCGUGACUUAAAAAUCAGCAGAACUAGCGGUGAAUCUAUUGAUUCACUUAACCUUGUUUGAAGAGAGGCAUUGUUGUUAGAUGGAGAGCAGGAAGCCUGAUAGAUCAUUUCCCAGGAAAGACGAGGUGAUCAGCAUGUUAAACAAGUAUCUACACUGAGAAGCAGAAAAGUUAGUUCUCAUCCUGAUCUGAAUAUAGGAAAGGGGCAGACCUCUGCAGGAAAAAGCCUAUCUCAAGUUAGCUCUUACUUGCUACUUAACAUGUCUGAUCUUGACCUUAGUGUCCUGGAAAAUAGUAUCAAAGAGGAUGAUUUUUUGGGGAAAGUAUGUCUGCUUCACAGGCAAGAAAAAGAGAAGACAGAUGAAGGAUCAAGUCUUGUCUCACUAAACAGAAAACCCUGGGUUUGAAAUCUCAGCUUUUUGAGCAAGAAUAGCUUAUUUUUCCACAUGCAUUCCAUCCAUGGUUCUUUGUCAAAGUUUCAGGAAAGGUUAUUAACUAGUACUCUAAUUACAGUGUGGGCCCUUACCCACUGUGAGACUGAUGUAAAACCAAGAUGGUUUCUUGCAGUCCCCCAGGGGUCUGCGUCUAAGAGCUUUCUGUUGUUACUGCAGGUUGAGCAAUCCCAUAAACACACAGUCUCAUUUAUGUCUUUGUUACAUGCUUGACAGUCAUGGCUAGUCACAGUCAAAGUGUCACAAGUCCAAAAUAUUUACUAAAAGCUCCCUAUUUCCUAAUCCCCCAUAGCCCUCAGAGAUUUCAUAUAUAACUGUAUUUUCACAGAAUUUACAGUAGUUUUCAUUUUGGUCGCAUUGACUCAUUAACUCCUUGCUCCACACUAUUGAGCAGUAAACUAUAGUUACUUCAAAUUGAAGUUUUGUGGUGGUGGUAGUUACACUUCUAACUUUACUACAAUGAAAUUAAAAUAUAGAAAGUAAUUACCUGAGUUUAUUAUAGAUCCUCACUAAACAAAGCUAUCUGACUUCUUACUUUUGGCUUGUUACUUUAGCAACUGGUCUUUGUUUUAAGUCGCUACAAUAUUCUAGAGAUAAGGUCGAUGGCUAUUCCAUAAACCCCCAUAGUUUUGUUGCUUAAGAGAAGGGUGAUUAAAUAAGCAAAUAAAAUUGAACUUAAUGUUUUCACCAUCAGUCCCAAACUGAGAAAUAAACUCUUUGAUAUACACAUUAAUUCUCAGAAUUUAUGACCUAAGCCAAGUUUUCUAUGACUGUCUUUUAAACAGUUAUUUCAGCAUGCUGUUUAGUAAAAUAAAUUUAGAUAGCCAAUAUAACUGUAUAACUGAUGGUGCGAUGGGAAGAGCAGGAUAUCAAAUACUGACAGUUUGGGUCACUUUACCUCUUCAACUGUAAUGUUUUUCCUGCUGUUAAGUAGUUCUGAUCAGUCUCAGCCAGUGGCUAGGAACAUUUUUAAGAAGUCCCAGCCAAGCACAUUUCCUUCACUUCAGUUUUUAUUCCUCAGCUCCUGGCACUCUGACUGUGUUUGUGAUUUCUCUAAUGAAAGUUCCUACCACCUAUUUUACAACCUAUAAUCCCUUCAUCGUUGUGGAAGUUACUUCUUUCAGUUUUCUGAAAUUACAUCCAGCCUUGGUAACUGUGCAAUUGAUUUUUUUCAUUGAGUUACUGAUGCUCUUGGUACCUUCAUUUUCUAGGUCCCAGUAUUUUAUGAUGCCUGCUGUUGUAAUCAUUCCUUUUCUCUUUGUGUAAGUGCUAUUUAGAGUUAAAUGCUAGUCAUUAUUUGAAAAUCUGUGAGCUUUUGCUUCCCUUUUCUCGGCAUUUGUCACCAGCAUCUACUUUACUGCUUGCUCAGCUUUGUUUGUCUAGAAAGAAGACAAAUUAUUGACUCUUACAUUCCCAUCCUUAAAAGGUUUUGUCGACUUCUACAUGCAAGAUUUUCACCAGCUCCUGUGAAAUGGCACAGUGCUCAUUUAGAGCUGCAGAAUGACCAUCCAGGACUGUGAACAUUUGCUUGUGGUUAUCAGACAGCAGGCUUCUCUGCCUCUCUCAAAUGUUGCUGUUAAUCCCUUUUUAAAGUUUUGAUUUCCAAACUAACCUUUCAUUUAAGAUGACUGAGGCCAUGUCUGUGAGAACAGACACUGGCUUUAUUUUAAUGUGCAUUUAGAGUUAAUAGCAGUCACAUCUGCUAUAGCUAAUGUUUGCUACCAGCUAGCUGCUUGCAUUUUCUAUCCUUCCUUUUAGUCAGUACACUGAUUUUAAUUUCAGUUUUGUUCACAUUCAGAUUCUUCCCUCAUCUUAAAUUCCUUGUAUGUAUGCAGCUCCGUUAUGUUGAAGUCACCCAGAUGAGCUGCAGCCACUGCCUCUUUCGUGUUUAGCAUUGACUUACCGGUAUUAA
Pezoporus occidentalis (night parrot) is the source of this 4501-nucleotide messenger RNA. RefSeq names its product microtubule associated protein 10 (gene MAP10). Gene Ontology annotation, cellular component: cytoplasmic microtubule; mitotic spindle midzone; mitotic spindle pole. Gene Ontology annotation, biological process: mitotic spindle midzone assembly; positive regulation of cytokinesis; cytoplasmic microtubule organization. Gene Ontology annotation, molecular function: microtubule binding. NCBI's taxonomy places the organism in Eukaryota, Metazoa, Chordata, Aves, Psittaciformes, Psittacidae. The record is from RefSeq and is a predicted model, not a curated record.